Messenger RNA from Diprion similis, 3517 nucleotides. RefSeq lists its product as uncharacterized. Gene Ontology annotation, molecular function: calcium ion binding. Lineage: Eukaryota; Metazoa; Arthropoda; Insecta; Hymenoptera; Diprionidae. The transcript has 13 exons. The coding region runs from base 113 to 3283 and encodes 1056 amino acids. The record is from RefSeq and is a predicted model, not a curated record.
UCACCGGAGGCUGGAGAAAGCCGUGUCGGAUCCUGAGCAAAACUCAGAGUCACGCGAGUGGCCGCGCGAUUCGGUACGUGAGUUUGAACGACAUUUUAGAGUGAUACGGGCCAUGUGGUCCAAGGGGGCCAUGAACGUCACUAGAUUCAAGUGUCUGGUGAUAAUAUUGGGACUCAACCUGGCCCAGGGCUUCAGCCAAAAUGCGGAACCCGGUGGAAAGGAGAGGCGGAACGUUGCUGGAGGGGAAACUGCGGGGCAUCCUUACGACGAUUCCGGACUUAUGACCAAUCCUGACAGUGUCUUCGUAACGAGCACGCAAAGGGCGAAGCAGCCUUUCGACUGGGAGGCGUUUUCCAGAGGCGAGGGAACGCUCGAGGAGAGAAAGGAGCUCUUAGCAAGGAACGCCAGAGAAGAAUCAGAAGUGGUAGAGGAGGCCGUGAUGCUGCAGGGCAAUAAAAAGGCCGCUGAGGCAUUCGCGACUUCGGCGUCACCGGCGGAGGUGGGCAAAUCAAACCAUCAAGACAUCAACGAGACGACAACCCUUCUUCCACCUCCGCGCAAGAAGAGCCGAAACAGGGUCGGCGAACGACGUCGUAGGCUGAAACAGUUCCUGGCAGUAAUGUCCCGCGGAAACGAGAGUAAUGCGACGGCCUCGAGUAUCUCAGGCGCUCCUCGUCCAGGUCGCCGAGUUAACACCGAGCUGAACAGCGUGGUCCGGAGGCCUAAGAAAGACAGAUUGAACACGGAGCACGGAAGGGUGUCUCAGCGGCGAAAGUCUGGCAGGACGAAUCCCGGUGGAGAUAAAGAGCUCAAGGAGGCCAGGGAGCGGAGGAAGAGGCUGAGGAUGGAGAGGCGGAGAAGACGGGCCAGAGAGAGGCGACGGAGGAACAAGAUCCACGAUGGUUCGAAGGGAGGAAAAGGCCGGAGGAACCGGAAGCAGAAAGAGCCGGCAAACGUUGAACUCAAGGCUGUACCUCGGGUGAGCGAAAUGAAACUAUCGCGAGGGCGCGUCUCCGUCGAUCAGCAGCGCGACGAGCCGCUCACCCCUGGACCAACGCUCGAAGAAGGGACUUCCGGUGGUCGGAAAAAGCUCCAGGAUCAUCGAGACCAGCGUCAGGAGAACGUGGAGAGGGAAUUCUCGAAGCAGUUUGAAAAGGAGCUUUCGAGGUCCGCUCAGCCCUUGACAGCUGGUCGUCCGAUGCCGCAGCCCAAAGUGGUCGAUGGAAAGGUUGGGAAUCUGGAGGAUCUGCGAUUCGCCGGUGAAAAGAUCCUCGGAUAUUCCGGUUCGGAGAACGAACUGCCCUCCGACGACGCCAACAAUGAGGUUUUCCCCGCCAACCACCUCGAGCAUUAUCGAGAUUACAUAACCAACGGUCUACUGCUCGGCCAAACUUCCACCAAACUCCGGGGCGAUUCAUACGCCGAGAAUUCAAAGCUCCACCGGGAGACCGCCACUUUCCCUGGGAAUUCGUCGGAGGCUGAAAAUUCCAUUUCGAACGGUCGGGAUUCCGAUGAAGUUUGGAGAACGGAUGUCAGCGACAUGAAGGGUGAUCUGUCGUGCAUAAAUGGCACCUUCUUGCCGGCGCCAUUGUCCAGGAACGCGUUGAUCAAAUACGUCAAGUCUUCGACGCCGGGCCACGAGUAUCUCGAGGCAGACUACGAAUGCACGCCGGGAUACAGCAUGGCGACAAAGGCUUGUCGUCUGCUCUGCAAGGACCGUCGGUGGAUCGGCGACAUGCCCAGGUGUAAGCUGCGACGAAAUCCGAACGACCUUUGCGCCGAUUUUCAGUGCGACCAGGUCUGCAGAGAAGUCAACGGCACCCCGAUGUGCACCUGCUACAAGGGAUUCCGCCAAGAGGGAAUCAAGUGCAUCGACGUUAACGAGUGUGAGAAUGGAAACGGUGGGUGCGAAUUCAUCUGUCUAAAUACCCCCGGCUCCUAUCGCUGCGAGUGUCCGAAGGGCAUGAGGCAAGGGGAGAACAGAUAUACAUGCAUGGACAUAAACGAGUGUCUGUUAAACAACGGCCACGGACCGUGUCAGGAUACUUGCCGGAAUUUCGAGGGAGGAUACGGGUGCUCGUGCGAAGGGCUUCCAGGGACGGUGCUGGGGCCCAACAAUCAUACCUGUCAGGACGCAGGACCCUGCGGCACAAGCAACGCCGGAUGCUCUCAUACGUGCCUGUCGACAAUGGGGAGGGUCUUUUGUCUCUGUCCCGACGGCUUCAUGCUCGAGGAUGAUUGGAAGACCUGCCAAGACGUAGACGAGUGCGCGGUACCUGACCUACAGUCCGUCGUUUGUCAGCACGGGUGUAUCAACACGCCGGGAUCCUACCGGUGUUCAAAACCAUCGGAAAUGAACGACGAACCGCCCUCUGACGUUCCCAAAAAGUCCUGCGAACUGGGAUUUGAACCCUCCGUCAACAACGGAUGCGUUGAUAUCAACGAGUGCAGCUUUUCGAACGGUGGCUGCAGCGAGGUCUGCGAAAACACGGUGGGAAGUUAUUUCUGCGCAUGUAACGGCGAGGAGAGGCUGUUAUCAUCGGACGGAAAAACUUGUACGGACACGAAGGACGUCGCCUGUCCGGUUCUCAACCCCUCCGGCCGGGGCUACGUCAUGUGCUCGCGUCUAUCAGCCCCCCAGCCAUGGCGCGGCAGGAAAAGGAUGAUUAACCGACCCGGUACAAAGUGCUUCCUUAAGUGUCCUUACGGCUACCAGCUCAGAGGAGAGUACGAGCUGACCUGCGGGACUGAAGGGAACUGGCUCGGAUCCAGGCACGGGGAGUGCGUCAGAUACAGCAAGCCUCGGCUGGACUGUCCGCCAAACUUUAUCGCGGAAGUUCCACCUGGGCAGUCAGAGGCUUUCGUCACCUUUACUCAACCCUCGACGGAUCUAGACUGGUUCCGAUACGUCAAAUCCGAGCCGGCCUGGGGCAUCAAACUGGAAGCUAAUCUCACGCCGGGGAAGCACGUGGUCACGUUCACAGCAAAGCAUCCGGUUUCGAAGAAGCAGACAACCUGCACGCUCAGCAUAACCGUGAAACCCGGUGAAGCUCCGCGGAUAAAAAACUGCCCGAAAAACAUUAUCGUCCAUGGUAGGAACAGCACGAUAGUCACGUGGACCGAACCAGUUUUCACGGACAACGUCAACAUCAGCAACGUCGUCAGCAAUCAGAAUCCGGGAGCCUCGUUUCCCGUCGGUGAUCACAAAAUCCACUACGAGGCAAGCGACGAGGCUGGUUGGACGGCGACCUGCGAUUUUCUGGUAACGAUUCGCGAUGACUGAACGGCUUACCUACAUAAACGAACCUACAAUUGCGCAGCUUUUCGCGGAAGGGAAAUCGGAAGCGGAAGCUGCGAUCCAUAAGAAAGAAUUAACGACGGAGCUGCGAAAAGGAGCGUCGAUUCCUCUGAUCCUGGAGUGUAUAAGUUGAUAUAUGAAUAGGCGACGUUGCACCCCGAAAUUAUCGUAACAUACCAGCGAACUGCGAAUAAGAUACGAAUAAAUUUGUAAUUUCGA